UCUCGAGUUUCGAGUGUCCCAGUUGGCUCCUAUGUACCGUGAAGAAGUUGGACUCGCCCAGUCGGCCAGCUUAUAAUCGCGCCAUUUGGUUCACUGGCUCAGGAAUAAAUAGCGGACCUCUUUGGCUAACUGACAUUUAGAAUCUAGAUCUAGGCUUGUUUAGUUCGGAGGCUAUUUUCACGUUCUCCUUCUCUGCUGAGUUUUGUGGUCUUUACAGCAACGAUCCGCUGGAGGCAUUAGCCAUAGAUGAAAUCUGCCAGCUGAGGGAGGAUUUGUUGAUUCCAGAGACAAAGCAUUAUCUCGAGAAAGAUGAGACAGAGAAGGCCAAGAAAGAGAAAGACAUGUUCGAGAACGUAUACCCCAAAUUCAUGAAGUUCUUUUCUGAAAUCCUCAAAUCUAAUGGCACUGGCUUUGCUGUCGGCAAAAAGUUGACUCUGGCAGACAUCGCCAUCUUUGAAGGAACCACAACUGUUUCCCAGCUGAAUCCAGACCUCUUCAAAAAGUAUCCAGAUUUGGUUGCUUUCCGAGAGAAGAUUUCCAAUGUUCCUGGAAUCAAGGAGUAUCUCGCAUCCAACGAAAAGACCAGGAUCUGAAUAAUACUCGAUGAAUCUUAGUUUUCGGUUUUCAACCAUUCCUGUAAUUUUCUCACUCUCUUCUAGUGUAUUUGUAGAGAUCCACAAGUAUAAUUUGCUGUAAAAUAAAAUAAGAUGAAGUACA
This is a messenger RNA of Aplysia californica (California sea hare), 717 nucleotides long. RefSeq names its product hematopoietic prostaglandin D synthase. The record is from RefSeq and is a predicted model, not a curated record. Gene Ontology annotation, biological process: glutathione metabolic process. Gene Ontology annotation, molecular function: glutathione transferase activity. Lineage: Eukaryota; Metazoa; Mollusca; Gastropoda; Aplysiida; Aplysiidae.